UAUACUCUCUGCUUCUCUUACUUCCUCCUGGUUCCUGUCAUCGCAUCAAGAAAGCUUUCUCCUUGCACUUCUUCUUAGACAUACUCCCUCAACAAUACCAUCACCAUGUCCGAAAUGUUCGUGCUCCCUCUCGACGCCGAGGAGCAAGCACUCCUUGCCCCACCUCAAAGCGGCAAACGAGUCGUGAACCACGGGGAGGGCGACAGCCGCGCCCUUCCAACACAAAUCGUCCUCCGCAGCGACGGCCGCUUCGCCCUCGUUCCGAUGACUCCAAAACCAGAUGAGGCAGGGUAUGAGCUGCGGCCGGCAAAUAAAUACUCGCUCUCGCUCUUGAGACUGUGUGAGAAGGAGCAGCGCGAGUACGUGGUGGUGAAGGAUGCGGAGUCGUGUGGGAUUGUUUUCAAGGAGGAGUCUCAGACGAAGCCCCAGCUGACUCUCGACACCACAACGGAGGGCAGCGAGGGGGAGACUGAGGAAGUUCAGGAGUCCGUGGAGUCUGGACAAGACUGCACAAAGGGCCCGAAGAACCGUAAAAAGCCACAACGACGCAUGAGCUGGGUGUGUCCACGCUCGCCGACCCCGCUUCGACAAGAGGUCAAGCAGGAGGAGGACUGGGACGUAUCGCACGUAAAAUCGCUGGGCGGAGAUGCAGACGCUGUUGAAGGGUGAUUGGCAUACGGAGUAUAGCGUGCGGUGCCAAAGCUUUGUUGAGAUUCUAUUUCGUCAUCUAACAUUCGAGCAUCGUUGAGGACAUGCAUCUUUCAGCGCCUCCAUCGCCUC
This is a messenger RNA of Neohortaea acidophila, 780 nucleotides long. RefSeq lists its product as uncharacterized. The transcript is spliced from 4 exons. The record is from RefSeq and is a predicted model, not a curated record. Lineage: Eukaryota; Fungi; Ascomycota; Dothideomycetes; Mycosphaerellales; Teratosphaeriaceae. Bases 106 to 669 code for a protein of 187 amino acids.